AUUGUCGAUAUGAAAAAAAUUUGUGGGACCAGAUGCUCUCUCCACCACUCGUCAGUCUCUAUCCAAAACACUAGCUACCAUCCUCUCUUACACUGCAAUGCUAUCUCUUUGAUUCCCCAUUGAAAGUUUCAAUUGAGAAACCUCUACUAGAGUCCUCUACUACACACAACUUCUAAACCAUGGCUGGAACCAGUGCGAUCGAGCCAUCAUGGCCUGAAUUGCUAGGCAGCAACCAAUGGGAAGGUCUACUUGACCCUCUCGACCUCAACCUCCGUCAACUCGUCCUCCGUUGCGGUGACUUUUGCCAGGCCACCUACGACGCCUUCAACAACGACGAGCACUCCAAGUACACCGGAAGUAGCCGCUACGGCAAGCGCAACUUCUUCCACAAGGUAGAACUCGAAUCCGCCUCGAAUUAUGAUGUUUUUAGCUUUAUCUACGCCACGGCCGCUAUCGACGUGCCCGAAGCAUUCCUGCUCCACUCCCUAUCACGGGAAGCGUGGAGCCGUGAAUCGAAUUGGAUGGGUUACGUUGCCGUGUCCACAGACGAAGCGAGCCGAGCAUCAGGGCGGCGUGAGAUCUAUGUCGUAUGGCGAGGCACCACGAGGGACCUUGAGUGGAUCAACGUCCUAGAUCCAAAGCUCGUAUCAAUUGAGCCAUUGCUAGCCAAGAAAGAUCAACAGCAACAAUCCCAUUGGUACGAUCAUCUACUGGGCCACAGCAGCAGCAGCGACGACGAAGAUGGCCCUAAGGUCAUGAAAGGUUGGUAUACCAUCUACACCUCUGAUGACCCCAAAUCCUCCUUCACUAAAUUGAGUGCUAGAGACCAACUUCUAGCUAAAAUCAAGGAAUUGGUAGAUUUGUAUAAAGAUGAGGACCUUAGUAUAACAUUGGUGGGCCACAGUCUAGGAGCUUGCUUAGCUAUUCUUAGCGCAUUUGAUAUCGUUGAAAAUGGGCUGUCUAAGGUAGGAGACAAACCCGAAUUCCCGGUCUGCGCAAUUGUUUUCGGGUCCCCACAAGUCGGUAAUAAGGCCUUCAAUGAGAGGUUGAAGAAAUUGCCUAGCCUCAGAGUCUUGCAUGUGGUGAACGAGAUAGAUCUCAUCCCACACUACCCAAGUGGGCUUUUGAGCUACACCGACACAGGUGUGAAGUUGGUCAUCGACACCCGUAAAUCGUCCUACUUGAAAGACUCAAAGAAUCCAAGCGAUUGGCACAACCUUCAGGGUAUGUUACAUAUUGUUGCUGGAUGGAAUGGGAAGGAUGGAGAGUUCGAGUUGAAGGUGAAACGGAGCAUUGCGCUUGUUAACAAGUCAUCGGAAUUCCUUACGGAUGAGUGCUUGGUCCCAGGGUCGUGGUGGGUGGAGAAGAACAAGAGCAUGGUUUUGGGGGAAGAUGGAGAGUGGCGGUUGUCGUCGCCGUUAGAAGAUGAUAUCCCUGUUCCUGAAUUUUAAUAGGUGAGGAAAAUGAAGGUAGGUGUUCUGUUCCUUGUAUUUAUUUCUAAGACUUACCCAUGUGGUAAUGGUGUGAGCCUGCCAUUGCAAGUACUGUAGGUUGGGUGCCUAUUAUGUGUUUGAUCAAGGUUUCGAGUUUUGUUUAGAACAAAUAAGAGCAUUUAAAUGGCAGGGGUACUCACCCAAUGGUUGGAUUACCUUCA
This is a messenger RNA of Magnolia sinica, 1654 nucleotides long. RefSeq names its product phospholipase A1-IIdelta. Gene Ontology annotation, biological process: lipid metabolic process. NCBI's taxonomy places the organism in Eukaryota, Viridiplantae, Streptophyta, Magnoliopsida, Magnoliales, Magnoliaceae. The record is from RefSeq and is a predicted model, not a curated record. Bases 180 to 1451 code for a protein of 423 amino acids. The transcript has a single exon. Gene Ontology annotation, molecular function: glycerophospholipid phospholipase A1 activity.